This is a messenger RNA of Oryzias melastigma (Indian medaka), 2351 nucleotides long. RefSeq lists its product as uncharacterized. The transcript has 2 exons. Bases 134 to 1369 code for a protein of 411 amino acids. Lineage: Eukaryota; Metazoa; Chordata; Actinopteri; Beloniformes; Adrianichthyidae. The record is from RefSeq and is a predicted model, not a curated record. Gene Ontology annotation, molecular function: mRNA binding; metal ion binding.
GGGUCAUCCGGGAAGAUAGGCUUUCUGGGAGGGUUCAGUGAAUAAAAACGCUGUCGGCAGCACAGAGAGAUCGUGAGCUGUGGAUUCACUGCUGGGUCUUUUUUUGUGACCAAAGGAGUAUAACAUUUCCAAAAUGUUCGACGAUAUUCUUGCAAUGAACAUUCGAAAGCUGGCUUUGAGCGAUGGCUUGCUCCCUGCACAGUCUCACGUCAAAGUCUCAGAGGACAGGCAGCUGAGCGGGUCGGCCUCUUCCUUCUUCUUCCCCUCCUCCCAGCUCUCCUCUUCGAGCCUUAGCUUGAGCACUGAGCAAGUCAAUACCAGCGAGAGUGAGAGCUCCUUGAUGUCCCCCAAUGUGUGGAGCCACGCUCCUGUCUCAAGCCAAAAGGAGCCCUCCUUCCGUCCCGAUCGCUCCAUAAGCCUGACUGAGUCGAGCAGCGACCUGGUUUCUUUUUUUGAGCAGCUUAGGACCAGGGAGCUGUUUCCUCGCUGCCCUUCCUCUACUGUGGCGCCCCCUCCGGGGUUCCCACCCUCGUCAAACCUUCCACCUCAAGUUCAGCCGAUGCUGUUGUCUAACCGUUACAAAACUGAGCUGUGCCGUGGCUUCCAAGAGACCGGCAGCUGCAAGUAUGGCAGUAAGUGCCAGUUUGCCCAUGGAGAGGCAGAACUACGUGGACUUUACCGUCACCCUAAGUAUAAGACGGAGCCCUGCAGAACCUUCUACAACUUUGGCUAUUGUCCCUAUGGCCCACGCUGCCACUUCAUUCAUGAAGAGAAAAUUGCCGGGGCGCCUCUAACGUCCAGCAAAUUCCAGCGCAAGCCAAUCCCAUCAUCAUCUUGUGGCCACAACCCUCGUCACCAGCUCAGGCAAAGUCUCAGCUUUGCUGGCUUCAUGGGCUCACUGCGCAGCUCGUCUCCCCCAUCGCUUUCUUCAACCUUCAAUGAUGUCAACCUGGCAUUUAGCCGCGCUCCCUCUGUUUCUCCUCCUCCCGAUCCCCUCUCUCCAGUAUUUGGAGACUCAGUGCACCGGGAGGCAACAGCCUUCCAGUUUGACAACCGUCAAUUUGGCACCAGCGCUGGUGACAUGCACAGCAUUCCACUCGCCCCAGAGCCAAAAGUGUCGCGCUCUAACAGCAGUCUUAUGUUCACCAGCAUGGAGGACGGGCCUCACCAAGACAGCAGCACACUGUUUCCUAGCUUUGGUGACCACAAAGGACUUGUGAAGUCUCCUGGAUUGCAACGUUUCUCUUCUGAGGAUUCCCUGGAGGACAGCUACAGCAGCAGCAGCUCCAGCGGAACAAACUCUCCAACAUUUGAUAAAUCUGCCAACAAGAGACUGACAGUUUUUGAGCGGCUGUCCCUGUCUGACUAAAUAGAUCUAGGAAAGAAAAAAGGAAGAAACAACAACUACAUGGGGUUUGAGCUACUAUCAAAAACACAAGAAUUGCUGAACUAAUAAUACUUUGAGAUCUUAAAUUUGUAAAGAAAACCAUAUCUUUUAUGCUGAAACUUAAAUAUUUAUCUAACUCUACGAAUAUACAUAAAAAUAUGUAGCCUUUUAGACUUUUGUAUAUGAUCUUCCAUGAGACGUGUCUAUUUUUUUUAAGUCUUGAGAUGACCAGUUCUGGAUCAUAGUUAUCUGUAACGAUCAAAAAGCUUUUUGUGGUAGUAAUCAAAAAUGCAUUUGUCUUAGCUGAAAUAUAUUUUCUGCUGCACAGGCUUUUUUUAUUCAAUGUGCUACAAUUAGCACGUUUGAUACAGUAGCCUUAAUCAUCAAGACCUGACAUGUGUCUACGAUGUGCACUUUAAAAGUGAUUCAGAUGGGAGAGUCUCUCUACAGCAAUCAAACCAAGGCUCCAUCCCUUACUAUGGUCUGCGUAUGGGUGUUUGGCUGUAAGUCAGAAUGUGGAUUAGAGUGUUUGUGUUUUUUAAAGAGAAAACAAAGUUGCAAAAUGAAAAUUGUAUAAAAACAAAGAUAGAGUUUAGAUUUAAAAAAUGUGUCCUGACACACUCGAUGUAGCUAAAUGCUGUUGUUCUCAGCAGUUUGCAAAUUGCACACAUCCUUUCAUUUUUGUAAGUUUGUUUGAUAGCCUGGUUCAGGGAAGACCGCAGUAUUCCAUUUGGUUAUUGUUUGCCUUGUGUUGUUUAACUUAUGCCAUCAUAUUUAUUGUAAUAUUUAUUUUGCUUAAAAAGGAAAAAAAUAUAUUUUGUACUUUAUUUAUGUAAAAUCACAGAUCAAGCUUUGUGAAAUACCAAUGUGAGGAAAGCAGUGAAAAGAGAGCCUUAGAUUUUUCAUUGCCUGAAAUGAAUUUUAAUGCAUUUCUGAAUAAAACUGAUUUUGCAUCUCUUUGUUA